Molecule: messenger RNA, 733 nt
Organism: Macrobrachium nipponense
Lineage: Eukaryota; Metazoa; Arthropoda; Malacostraca; Decapoda; Palaemonidae
Exons: 5
Coding region: 110-718 (202 amino acids)
Molecular function (GO): methyltransferase activity
Source: RefSeq, a predicted model, not a curated record
ACAAGUCCUGUGAGCCCUAUAUAUCUGUGCUUGCUUGGUCUAGCGUUUCAUCAGUUCACUCUUCGUUGUAGCAGCUGGAGAUUCGUCUGCACCAAAGGGAGAAGGAAAGAUGGAAUCAGGAACGGAUCGGGUUGUAAAGCUGCUUGAAAAGACUGCGCAUAUGACGCCUGAUGAGCGUGAAACUUACCUGGCUAAUUUCCUGUAUUUUCCCCCGGGAACAAGCAAUGAACAGGUGAUCAAGACUUACAAUGAAUGGGCGCCAACAUAUGAGGAGACUCUGAGUGCAGGAGGUUACACAGCCUACCUGCUAGGCGCCGACGAAGUGACGUCUCGGGUACCAGAAGACCAGCGUCAUACCCUGAGGGUGUUGGAUGUCGCCGCGGGCACGGGAAGGGUGGGACUCGAACUCCGUAACAGAGGCUUCAAAUUAAUCGACGCACUUGAACCCAGCGAGGGAAUGAUGAAGCGUCUGGAAAAAACUGGAGUUUACACGAAGAAAUACUUAGAGUUUUUAGGCUAUGGGGCAAAAUCUGUUCCUAGUGACGCAUACGAUGUUCUCAUCUGCGCAGGAGGUAUGCUGGAGGGGCACAUACCCGCUAAGGGUAUUGAAGAUAUGAUAAGGGUAACUAAGCCUGGUGAGUCUUGUUUAUUUAGGUAUUAUCUGACAAAGAGGAGUUUAACUGGUGUCUCUCUACCCAUUUCUAAAAAGUAUUCUUGACUGUAAGUUUCUCGU